Molecule: messenger RNA, 1931 nt
Organism: Cydia splendana
Lineage: Eukaryota; Metazoa; Arthropoda; Insecta; Lepidoptera; Tortricidae
Product: 3-ketoacyl-CoA thiolase, mitochondrial-like
Exons: 8
Coding region: 132-1319 (395 amino acids)
Cellular component (GO): mitochondrion
Molecular function (GO): acyltransferase activity, transferring groups other than amino-acyl groups
Source: RefSeq, a predicted model, not a curated record
UUACGAACUAGCUGCAAUCUUUUAUUUGCGGGUGGCGGAACUUGGAACUACAAUAAUUAUAAGCAAUCUUCAAGUGUGGCGGAGAAGGCAGCGCUACGGGCGACCGCAAAUAAGUUUGUUCUAAAUUCAAAAUGGCGCUGAGAUCUAAAGGUGUAUUCAUAGUUGGCGCGAAAAGAACGCCAUUUUGUAGUUAUGGCGGGCCUUUUAGAGAGAUGCCAGCUUCGCACAUUUUCGCCUCUGCGGCAAAAGCAGCGAUUAUGUCAGCCAAUGUCGAUCCUAAUGCCAUCGACAAUACUGUCGUUGGAAACGUUAAUUUUUUGAGCCAAUGCGACGGCGGAAAGACCGCACGGUACUGUGGCCUGUAUUCAGGAGUGCCAAUAUACAAGCCAGCUUUAGGAGUCAGCAAAGCUUGCGGGACUGGUCUUCAGGCCAUUAUUACGAGUGCUUUGGAUAUCUUAACAGGUUCAGCAAAAUUAUCCCUUACAGGCGGGACAGAGAACAUGUCCUCUCUCCCGCUCUUAGUCCGGAACAUCCGCUUUGGUACUUCUUUAGGAGCAUCAUAUAAACUAGAAGAGUACAUAACUGAACAGUACUUGGAUUCAAAUGUAGGGUUGACACUGCAGCAGAUGGCUGAAGAGGUGGGAAAGAGCUGUGGAGUAUCGAGGGCCGAGGCCGAUGAGUUUGCUCUGCAGAGCCAUUUGAAAUGGAAGGCAGGUUAUGAAAACAAAGUGUUCGACGCCGAAGUAGUAAGUGUAAAAGCCAAAACGAAGAAAAAAGAAGUAGUGGUGGCAAAGGACGAACUCCCACGGACUUUCAUCACCGUUGAGCACCUUAGUUGCCUGCCUCCUGUUACAGGACUUUCGAUUGUCACUGAAGGGAAUUCCUCGAGUCCUGCCGACGGCGCCGCAGCGCUACUCCUAGCAAACUCAGAAGCCGUGGAACAGCAAAACCUCCAGCCGCUAGCUAGAGUGGUUGGCUGGGCGUGCGUGGGGACAGACCCGAGGGACGCGACAGGGGCAGUGCCGGCCGUUAGAAAACUGUUGGAGGUUAUGGAGAUGACUGUGGACGAUGUGGACUUGUUUGAGAUCAAUGAAACCUUCGCCACAGCUACGCUUGCCGCAGCGCGGGCACUUCAUAUAGAAGACAGAGUGAAUCAGCAUGGCGGUGCAUUGGCUCUGGGUCACGCCCCCGCAGCUACCGGCGCUCGUAUGGCAGUUCAUUUGGCGCACCUAAUUAGCCAGAAUAAAGCGAAAAGGAGUAUAGCAGCCUCUAGCUGUGGAGGUGGCCAGGGUGUUGCCAUUAUGUUAGAACACAUUUAGGUAAAUAUUAUGUUGUAGGCAUGGAUAUAGUAUAUACACAAAAAAUAAUUUGCACCAAUUUGCCACUCAAGUUAUUUGACAGAUUGAUGCUCAUUACUUAUAAUUUCAUCACUUAAACAACAUUCACACUAGUAGCUAGCCAUGCCUACAUAUGCAGAAUUCAUAAUACUCAUGAUACAAGUAAUAUUGUAGUAGGUAUAUAAUGUCAAGCAAAAGGAAUAUGUUUGUAUUGUACCUGCUUAAUAAAUCGUACUUUGAUUUAUUGUAAAAAAAAUGAUUGUUUUGAUAACAGAAUUAUAAAUUCUAUACUUAUACCCAUGUUUGACCAUCAUUGAUUAAAUUUGCUCUAGAUUGAGGAACAAUCUUCGAAAUGAAAGAAUCAGGUGCUAUACAAAACUGUAUUAAUUAAUUGCAUAAUUUAUAACUCAUUUAUAUAAUUGCAAAGUUAAAUGCAAGUUUAAUAAUACUCUUAAUAAUAUUUUUGUCACAGUGUCAUAAAAGAUUCAGGUUCAGAAAUAUCUGGUAAAAAUUUGAUAAGUACCAUUUUUAACAUAUCUUAGUUGAUUUUUUUUUCUAUAUUUAUAUUACAUAAGUUAUGCACAUAUAUAUCAA